AUGGCUACAGCUGUCUGCUGCUCGAGGUCGGCCUCAGCCUCCCUGCGCCGUUUUUGGCCUUUCGAUCUGGCCAUUUUUUUUUUCUUUCUGUUUGUCUGUUGCUGGUUUGGGAUGAUAUGGAGUGCGGGACGGACUCAGCUUGAGCCUUCCAGGAAAUCGUCAUUGAACUUCGAUGUCCCUGAAGAAGCCCCCGACAACGAGCUCCGUACCCAGGUCGCCGCCGUCUUUCGCGAGGCACAGCGCAACACUGCGACCCACCGCAAGGCUGCAGUCACCCUGCGCAAGCUACAGGAAGCGUGCUGCUACGAACCCACCACAGCCAAGAAGGCUGCUGCUGCCGACUUCGACGAGAAUGACUUCAACAGCGAGUUCGUGCGCUGCGUGCUGCGCCUCAUGCCCGUCAAGAAGAGCGAGGCCGUUGGCGAGAGGACCAUCCGGUUCGUGGGCGUGUUUAUGAGGCACUCCAUCGACAAGGAUAACGAGCUUGCCGGCGAGGUGGAUGAGGAUGCCAGCACGAUGCCAGAAACCCCAAGCACCAGGCUCACUGCCAGGCUGAUGGAGGCAGUGCUGCCCCUGAUGAUGGCCAAGGACAAGUUUGUCAGAUACCGAUCCACCCAGCUCAUCUCACACAUCGUCAACUCCCUCGACGCCAUCGACGACGACCUCUUCCAGAAACUGCGCUACGGACUGCUCAAGAGGAUCCGCGACAAGGAGGCUAUGGUGCGCGCACAAGCUGUCCUGGGUCUUGGCAGGCUAGCAGGUAACCAGAUCGAGGCCGAGGCUAAUUCGGACGACAGCGACGGAGAUGAGGCCAGUGGCCUGCUGGAGAAGCUUCUCGAGGUGCUUCAAAACGAUCCCAGCGCCGACGUGCGGAGAUCGCUCCUCGUAAACCUUCCGAUCCUGCCCAACACACUCCCCUUCCUGUUGGAGAGGGCAAGAGACCAAGAUGCCAUGACACGAAGGGCAGUUUAUUCUCGUCUGUUGCCGGCUCUCGGAGACUUCCGCCACCUGUCGCUCUCUAUGAGAGAGAAGCUGCUGCGAUGGGGUCUCCGAGACAGAGACGAGACAGUCCGUAAGGCGGCGGGUAGGCUCUUCCGCGAACGGUGGAUCGAGGAUUGCGCCGGCGCGCCGCCUCUGAACGAAGAGGGACAGCCUGCCGAGGUGCCUGCGCCUAGCUUCGACGGGCUUCUCGAGCUCCUGGAGCGCAUCGACGUUGUCAACUCUGGCGUCGAGAACGGCGUCGCGCUCGAGGCCAUGAGGGGUUUCUGGGAGGGCCGCCCCGAUUACCGCGAGGGUGUCACAUUUGACGACAACUUCUGGGAGACCUUGUCGGCAGAGUCUGUCUUCAUGGCUCGAAGCUUCAACGAGUUCUGCCGCAACGAGGGCAACGGCAAGUACGAGGAUCUGGUCGAGGAGAAGCUCCCCGAGGUCACCAAGCUCGGGUUCUACCUGGAGCGAUAUGUCAAGGUCCUGGUAGAUGCCCUCAAGAGGAUAUCCCAGCAGCAAGAGGAGCUCGACGAGGAGGAUGAAGAGGAAGACACGGUGGAGCAGGAGUUCAUUGUCGAGCAGCUCUUGCACAUCGCCAUGACCCUGGACUACUCCGACGAGGUCGGCCGCAGGAAGAUGUUUUCCCUGCUCAGGACGACACUGUCCAUCCCUGAGCUUCCCGACGAGGUCACCAAGCUCACUGUCAACGUUCUCCGCGACAUUUGUGCCCCGGACAAUGCAGGCGAGCGCGAAUUCUGCAGCGUGGUCCUUGAGGCCGUGGCCGAUGUGCACGAUACGAUUGUUGAUGAGCCGAACGACGACGAGAGCUUCCACUCAGCCAAGUCUGAAGUCGACGAGGAUGAGGAGCGCCAUGGCAGGCAUGGAAAGGCGGAUAAGGAUGACGAACUGACGGAAGAAGAGGCGCACGCAAAGGCCGUCAAGGAGAUCGUCAUCAACAUGAAGUGUCUGCACAUUGUCCAGUGCAUGCUGACCAACGUCUCCGGCAGCCUGCAGGAGAAUGACCACCUGGUCUCCAUGCUCAACAACCUGGUCGUGCCGGCUGUCCGUAGUCACGAGGCGCCGGUACGUGAGCGUGGUCUGUUGUGCCUGGGACUCUGCUCCCUGCUGGACAGGUCAUUGGCUGAAGAGAACUUGACACUGUUCAUGCACUUCUUCAGCAAGGGCCACACCGCGCUUCAGAUCACCGCCCUGCACAUCCUUACAGACAUCCUUAACGUGCACGGAGCCCAGCUCCUGUCCAACAACCCAACGCUUAUGAGGGUCUACGUGAAGGCCCUCCGCUCAGGCUCCAAGUCCCCCGAGAUCCAAGCCGUUGCUACCAUCGCAGCCUCCAAGCUCCUGCUCGGCCGUGUUGUCACUGAUCCCGAUGCCUCUGCCGAGUUUCUCAAGACCUUGGUGAUCGCCUACUUCGAGCCCGCCUCCUCGCAGAAUCAGAGCGUACGCCAGGCACUGAACUACUUCCUGCCCGUGUUCUGCUACUCGCGUCCCGAGAACCAGGACCUCAUGCGGGCGGUGGCGCUUGAGGCGCUGCAUGCACUAUACAACGUGCGAGAGGGCCUAGACGAUGACGAUGCCGACGUGGAUGAUGAGAUGGUUAGCCUUGCGACCAUCGGUGCUUGUCUGGUGGACUGGACAGAUCCGAGGAAGUGUUACAGCCCGGACGCGAGCACAGAAGCCGAGAAGAAAAACAUAAAUGGAGAUGUGCACCUCGAAUUCGCACGGAACAUACUCGAGAGGUUGGAUUCAAGCUGCAGCAAGGAAGAAAAGAAGGUCGUCGCGGCCCUCCUCGGCAAGCUCUACAUCUCGCCCGCCUCGACCGAGGAAAAGAUUCGCGAGCUCUACACCGAGGUCUCGGAAGCCGUCGAGAUGAAUCUCAUCUCGGACACGACAGGUCGUAACGCCCUGUAUAAAAUCCACGUAUCCCUCGGCAAGAUCGUCAACACCCUGGACCAAGCCAAGGAAUCCGGCAGGCGCAGGUCGACCAUGAGCCGUAGCGUGUCGCUCGGGCCUGACGUGCACGUCGGUGCUGGCGCCGGCGCCGGCCCUUCUGCACGAGGCGCGACGGCCGAGCCGCGGAUCAAGGAGGAGGACGAGGACGAUGAUGGCGAUGGGCUCAACGAGGGCACGGUCAUUCAGAAUAUGGACGUCACCACCAAGACGGAACCUGGAGACGACGACUCGCUUGUGAGCGAACUGUUGGAUGAUGACGGGGACACGAUUAUGGGUUAA
Molecule: messenger RNA, 3237 nt
Organism: Cryphonectria parasitica EP155
Lineage: Eukaryota; Fungi; Ascomycota; Sordariomycetes; Diaporthales; Cryphonectriaceae
Exons: 4
Coding region: 1-3237 (1078 amino acids)
Biological process (GO): mitotic chromosome condensation
Cellular component (GO): condensin complex; condensed chromosome
Source: RefSeq, a predicted model, not a curated record